Hydractinia symbiolongicarpus is the source of this 1524-nucleotide messenger RNA. RefSeq lists its product as uncharacterized. Gene Ontology annotation, molecular function: GTP binding; GTPase activity. Bases 26 to 664 code for a protein of 212 amino acids. Lineage: Eukaryota; Metazoa; Cnidaria; Hydrozoa; Anthoathecata; Hydractiniidae. The record is from RefSeq and is a predicted model, not a curated record. The transcript has 3 exons.
UGUUAAAUUAGAGAAUUUACGAAAAAUGUCAUCACCAAAAACAGUAGUCCCAUCUGUCUAUAAAGUUGUUUUGAUUGGUGAAACUGAGGUUGGCAAGUCCUCAACGUUUAUUCGGUUUCGAGAUGGAAAAUUUGAAGAAUACAUAAAUUCCACUAUUGGAUUGGAUCAUACCACAAGAGAAGUAUCUUUCGAAACAAAAAGUGGAGCUAGUAAAAAAGUACAGAUUCAAUUAUGGGACACAGCAGGAUUGGAAAGAACUGGUCGCAUGACCAACAACUACUAUAACAACAGUCGAGCUGUCAUUUUGAUGUUCGAUGUAACUGAUGCAUCAACUUUAAACCGACUACAACUAUGGUACGAAGAUGCGAAUUUAUACUGCCGUGAGGAACAGGGCGCCGUUACAACAAAAUAUUUUCUAGUCGGCAAUAAAAUAGACUGUGGGCCGUCAGAAAUCGAAGUGAAGCCACAAGCAGCGCUUGGCUUCGCACAAAGAACUGGAUUGCCAAAAAAUCAUGUUUUUAACGUAUCCGCUAAAACGGGAAAAGGAUUGGAAGAUUUUCUACAAAAUAUAGCUCUGAUCUUAUCAGAGACGAGCGAGCCAACGCAACCUAAGAACGUCAUAUUUCACGAUUCGGACGAACACGAUGAUAAGUGUUCGUGUUAGGGUACAGAUAUUCGAUACAUCGCUCGUAAACCCUUUUUUACGAUCGCGUAAACUCGCAUAAACGCGCUUUUUGUAGCUUUUAACAGGAUUGUUUUUCUUUUAGCGUAAACCAGUCUUAAUUUCACAUUUAGUACAAUUUACAGCAUAUAAUUAUAAUACAAAAAGUUGCGACAUUUGAUACUUUGAAGAAACUGCCAUUUUAGUGAUUUUUGGCUCAAAUAAAAUCAUAAUUUAAUGUGUAUUUAAUUCUAAUCAAGAAUUUUACACAAUGAAUCUGUUCGGUCUUAGUUUUAUUUUUUCCAAAUGACUACACCAAGAAUUUUUUAAGGAUGCUUAAUCGCGAAAGUUUAUUCCCUUAAAUUAUGUUGUUGUGGGUGUUAUUCGCGAAAAUUAAUGCCCACGGAAUUUUUUUCAUUUCAUCCUUAUUGUUUAAGGUUUCGUGUCUUUCAGGUCUUUACAUUGAUUUAAAAUCAUGUGGUUUUUAUCGUUGCUCACUUUUUUUGGUACACACUUUUUUGAUGGUUAAUUUUCGCGAGGAAUCAUCUCAAAAGUUAUGCAAAAAAGAGCCAUUCACGAUAGUUAGUUCUCUGAUUUCGCGAUUUUUUGGUCUCGUGAACGUUCCUUUUUUUAAAGUAAUUGUAUUGACCGAUAAAAAAAUUGUCCUAAAGAGAAACAAAUUAUUUUUAAAAAGAUUUUCUGUGUUGUAGGAAGAUAUUUUUCUAAGAGCUUUCUAACAUUCUACGUAACUCUAGCUAAUGAUUAUAGAUCAAUAAGAAGAUACGAUAGAAUCCUUUCCUCCCACACUUUUGUGUUUCUAUAAUUAUAAUUCAUAUGACGUCAUAAUAACAAGAUUAUAUUCG